AUGGCCACACCGCCGAAUAACGGAGCCUCUGCAAAGUCCAGCAACCCGCUCAAGCGAGUUGAUCUCGACGGACAUGACCUCCCUCCAUCCCCCGCGCCUUCCAGCCCUCGCAAUGGUCGCCGCCGAUAUGCUCUCGCCACCGAGCUGGUCUACACCGAGAGCAAUGAUCAGUACGGUGCUUCUAGCAUUCCCAUCUAUCAGUCUGCCACGUUCAAGCAGACCAGUGCCAACGGUGGAAAUGAAUACGAUUACACCAGGUCGGGCAAUCCGACACGUACUCAUCUGGAGCGCCACUUGGCCAAAAUAAUGAAUGCAACGAGGGCUCUUGCCGUUGGCUCCGGCAUGGGUGCUCUGGAUGUCAUUACCCGUCUGUUGCGACCAGGUGACGAAGUCAUCACGGGCGACGAUCUGUACGGAGGCACCAACCGCCUGCUCACGUACCUUUCGUCGAAUCAGGAUAUCAUCGUGCACCAUGUCGACACCACUGAUGUUGACUCUGUCCGCCACGUCAUCUCUGAAAAGACUGCCAUGGUUCUUCUUGAGACGCCGACGAACCCUCUUAUCAAGAUUGUCGACAUCCCUUCCAUUGCCAAACUUGUUCACGACGCCAACGACAAGGCUCUGGUUGUUGUGGACAACACCAUGCUCUCGCCGAUGCUGUUUAACCCACUCGACAUUGGCGCCGAUAUCGUAUAUGAGUCAGGCACAAAGUACUUGUCUGGUCACCACGACAUCAUGGCUGGUGUUAUUGGCGUAAACGACUCUGACAUCGGCAACAAGUUGUAUUUCACCAUUAACGCUACAGGCUGCGGCCUUUCGCCGAACGACUCGUUUCUGCUGAUGAGAGGAAUCAAGACACUCGCCAUUCGCAUGGAAAAGCAACAGGCCAACGCUCAACAGAUAGCCGAGUUCCUCGAGUCGCAUGGUUUCAAAGUACGGUAUCCCGGACUUAAAUCCCACCCUCAAUACGACCUUCAUUGGUCUAUGGCACGUGGUGCUGGUGCUGUCUUGUCCUUUGAGACAGGCGAUCCGGCGCUUUCGGAGAGAAUUGUCGAAGCUGCUAAGCUGUACAGUAUCAGCGUGAGCUUUGGCUGCGUCAACAGUCUAAUCAGCAUGCCCUGUCAGAUGAGCCAUGCGAGCAUCGAUGCCAAGACCCGAAAGGAGAGGCAGAUGCCAGAGGACCUCAUCCGGCUAUGUGUGGGUAUUGAAGAUGUCACCGACUUGAUCGAAGAUCUUUCCAGAGCCCUUGUUCAGGCUGGGGCAGUCAAUGUGACUUUGGAUGGCUUUCAUGCGACUCAGUCCGUCCAGCAAUCCGGAGAGGUUGCCUCAGAGAGAGGGGCAUAG
Messenger RNA from Colletotrichum truncatum, 1344 nucleotides. Its product is annotated as cystathionine beta-lyase. Gene Ontology annotation, biological process: transsulfuration; 'de novo' L-methionine biosynthetic process. Gene Ontology annotation, molecular function: pyridoxal phosphate binding. Gene Ontology annotation, cellular component: cytoplasm. NCBI's taxonomy places the organism in Eukaryota, Fungi, Ascomycota, Sordariomycetes, Glomerellales, Glomerellaceae. The record is from RefSeq and is a predicted model, not a curated record.